Cryptomeria japonica (Japanese cedar) is the source of this 5015-nucleotide messenger RNA. RefSeq lists its product as uncharacterized. The record is from RefSeq and is a predicted model, not a curated record. Gene Ontology annotation, molecular function: protein dimerization activity. The transcript is spliced from 4 exons. Lineage: Eukaryota; Viridiplantae; Streptophyta; Pinopsida; Cupressales; Cupressaceae. Bases 3756 to 4838 code for a protein of 360 amino acids.
UAUUUUUUAUCUCUAUUUUAUAAUUUCUCUCUUUCUUUCUUCUCGUUUAUAUUUUAAUCAAGCUUCUUUUACUGAGAAAGGCUCUAAUACAUCAAAACAUCAUUACUGCAAACUUGUACAUUGAAAAUUCAGUUGUGAAGUAUACACAAAAAGAAUUGCAUAAUCUAGACACGUCUGUCAUUACAAUUUUUUAUGUAGGGUGUGCUAUCUGCCAUUAUUUGUCAGUUAUGUUCAUGUGGGGAUAUUAUCAAGAAGCAGAAUUUUAUGGCUUCAUGCACAAAUCUGUCAUUUCUCUGCCUGGUGACAAAACCACUCUGUUAUUGUUUUGCAAUAUUUUGCAAGCUGGACAAUGUGUUUUAUUCUUGCUGAAUACAUACUAUUUUUUAGUCUUAAUCUUAUAUUUCAUUGGUUUUGAUAUAAUGCUUAGUUCUUCCAAUGGCCAUGCAUUUCUUUGAGACCGAAUUAUCCAGUGUUAGUAUUGCUUACUAGUUACUAAUAUAUAAAUUUGAAAUUUCUUUCUCAAAUGGAAUAUUCUUCCAUAUGGUUGGAACCAUAGUAAGAAAAUCUUUUGGGAAAAAAAUCAGCAAACCAAAAUAUCAAGAUCUUUUAACAGAACUGGGAUAUAAUCAAGGAAACUUUGGAUUUUAGAAUAAAAUUAAAAAAUGCAAAAAAGGGGAAGAAAACUUUUAUAUUUUAAAAUUUAAAAUUUUAAAGGCAUUUCAAUAGCAUGGUAUAGAGAGAAAAUAAAAUAAGAGUUUGGCCCAUGAAUUGUGGAAUAUAGUUGAUUACAUUGUAUUGCACAAUGCAUCUGACAUAGUGCACAAAUAAUAACUAGAUGGUGAUAGUUUUCAAAUUUUCAAUUGCAAUCUAUUUUGUGCAAAGUCAGCCCACAAAUUGAAUAUGAAGUUCCAAAAACUCAAAUGUAGCCAAUUACUCUUACUGUUACGAAGAGAGCUACACUAAAGGUUUGGAUGUCUUGAUAAAGGUCUUGGGUCAGAGCCUCCGUAAGUUGUGCAACCAAAUUACUAUCAAGGUUGGCCUCUGUUAGGAUGUAAAAAUCAUUAGGAUCAAAAGGGACAUCAUCAUUUUUAAUCCACUCAAAAUCAGUAUUGAUUUCAUCAAGGUUAAUUGACUGUUUUUCUUCUAUUGUACGUGAUGGUUUAGGUAUAAAAAUUAGAUUUGGCAAUUGAAAAUUAAAAAAAAAAUAAUGAUUACAAUUUAUAAUUACAGUUUCAAGUGUUUCAAAAGCUAACCUUGAGAUUUUUUUAGCUUCAAGUGGAAGUUGUGGUGAGCAAACACCAUGUUAUUCAUCGGAUAUUGUAUUAGACAGUUCUGUUUCUUGGAGUGUACGUGUUCAAAAUUGCUCCAAGUACACUCACAAGUGGAUAAACUACAUCGUUGGCUCAAAAUACACAUUGCCAUCCAUCGAAAUUUGUUAUUCUUUUGCCAGAAAAAAUCUCACCAUUGCACUAAACAACACAAAUUAUUUUGAAAUGAUAUCAUGUAAGAUCUUCUAAAAGCUUAACUCAUUUAAUGUGCAUGUCUACAAUAGAGAGACUGUCAAAAAUUUAUGGAGUCUACUUGAGUUGAAAACCAUCCUGCAUUGCAUGGCAGCCAUACAUGAGAAAAAACCCCUUGCAUGCUUGUGUAUUGGGAACUCUAAUAAAAUUGCAUCUAACUUUGCUAGUGUAGGGAACAUUUUUUCCAUGCACGUGAAUAGGCCUUGUGUGACCCCAAUGUCAUCUUUGAAUGAGGAGCUAUAGAACAAUGACAAAUUUAAAUAGUAUCCAGGAACAUACAGAUUGGAGUACAUAUGUCAAUCCCAUCUCCUAUCAAUUAUGUCCCACAAUGGCAUGUACGUGUCUCUAUUAUUUUUCAUUCUACCCCUCAUCACCUCCUUGGCCCUAUUCAUAGGCUCAUACAAAUAGCCUAUGGUGGCAAUAUCCCCAUCCACGAGUUUCAAAACUUUUAUUAGAGGCUCUAAAAAUUCAACCACUUGUUUUGCAGCAUUCCAAAAUCAAACAGAAAAUUGUACCCUACCAUUGUUAUUCCAUCCAUUUGAUUGGCGAAGCUAAACUCCAUCCACUCAUUUGAAACAAGCAUUCACUUCAAAUUGUUUUUCUAUUGGCAAAGAGUCUUCAAUGCAAGCAAAUGUAUAGCAAAUCUUGUCACCUUUGCUUAAAUUAGCUUUGUCUUUUGUGAAACGAUGCAUCAUACACAAUGCCUUUGUGAGAUUGUAGAUAAAUUUGAUAAUAGUGCAAAUCUUUUGCAAUAUCUCCUUAACCCACUCAAAUUUUCCAAUUUUCUUUUAGGGUUAUAUUAAGGCUAUGUGUCAUGCAUGGGGUAAAUAACAUAGAGGGAUACUUGUCCAUUAGGAGACUCCUAGUAGCAACACAAGCAUCACCAUUGUCUAUAAUGAACUAAACAACAUUUGAUGGCCCUACAUCUAUUACCACUUUGUCAAACAAUUUGAACAAUGCAACCUUGAAUUUGAUCUUAUCUAAUGCAUCCACAAAUUUUAAGAAGAUUGUACCAAUAUCACGGGAGACGAGGAAAUUGAUGAGAGUUUGGUUCCUUCUAUUUAUCCACCCAUUUGACAGUAUGGUGCAUCCCUAAGUCACAAGGUUCGAAUUCGAAUUCGAAUUCGACAGCCAUGAAAUUCGGAUGAAAUUCGACAAGGGAAAAAUUCAAAAAAAAAUUCGGAUAAAAUUCGCCUUCUAUAAUUUUGUUUAUUUUAAAUCAGAGAAACGAGACUCGCUCGGACUCGCCCAGACUCGGCGAGUCCGAGUACAAGUCAAGCCUGGCAAGUCGCAAGGGCUUGGACUCAGACUCGUCCGAGUCAGGCCUGGCGAGUCCCAGGGGCUCGGACUCGGACUCGUCCGAGUCUGGCGAGUAAAAUCGCCAGACUCGCCGAGUUGGCGAGUUUGGCCCAAACUCGCCAAACUCAGCGAGUCCCGAGCCCCAGACUCGGCCGGCGUGGGCCAACUUAAAAACACAAAAAAAAAAUAUAUUGCAAAGUUUUUUAAGUCCGUUUUUUUAUGUUAAUUAUCUUCUAUCCCUAAAAGUGACUUUCAUUUCAUUCACUUGCAAAAAAAGGAGGAGUAAAGUGAGUUGGGAAGAAAAUCAAGGGUGCAUAGAAGAAAAACCAGCAAGGAGGAAACUCAAGUUUUCUUCAAUUUGUCACAUUGGAGCUGCAUUGUGUUUCAAUUUGGUGCAUCAAGAGUUGGAUAGGAAGACUUUGCAACUCGUUUCAAGCUUGGUGUAAGAGCAAACUUCACUUUAUUAUUUCAAUUUGCCUCAACUUCAAGUUUCACAAAACUAUCCUAAAAUGUCUACUUUAGCUUCUAGACCCCCCAUUAGAAAGGACCCUGCUUGGAAAUAUCAUGAGGAUUUUCCAGGGCAAGGAAAGGGGCAAACAAAAUGUAUGUUUUGCAAAACAAUAUUCCAUGGAGAUAUAUAUAGGCCGAAAUUCCAUAUUGCUGGUGUGCGUGGACAUGAUGCCGAACCAUGCCUAAAAACAGUCCCUGAGGCCGUACGUGAUUGUUAUGUAAUGGUUGAGGAGAUUGAAAGGAAAAAGAAACAAAAGGAGGAUUGAGCGGCCAUUGGGAGAGAGACAGUUUUAGGAAGAGGGACAUAGUUAGGUUGUGUUGGAGGCCCUUCUUCCUUACCUCCAUAUCGUCCCACUCAGUUUGCUACUACUGGUGCUUCCGUUUCUGCUUCUGCUUCUAUAAGUGGCAGUGCCACUGCCACUUCUCAUGCUCCUACCACUAGUAGUUGUAGUGGGAAUGUUACCAUUGGACCUACAUAUGAUUGUUGGUGAGGAGUGGUCUUCCUCAUCCUAUGCUACCACCCCUGCAAGGAUAGAUAUGGCAGACUGCAUUUUUGAUGAGCAAGGCUUUUGGGUCCCUUGUGAUGAGAUAGUGAAGUUUGUUAAGCCCUUGGUGGUUUUGUUGCGAGUUGCGGAUGGAGAUAAGCCCGCAAUGGGCUAUAUAUAUGAGGGCAUGGAUAGGGCGAAGGAGGCCAUCAGAUUUGUCUAUGGAGCAGAUCAGAGCAAGUAUGGUCCCAUUUGGGAGAUCAUUGAUAGGAGAUGGCAUCAUCAGCUUCAUAGGCCCAUCCAUGUGGCAGCCUAUUAUCUGAAUCCGGCAUUCCGUUUUAUCCCUUCUUUCAAGGCUGAUGUGGAGGUCCUUAAUGGGCUAUAUGCAAUCAUGGAGAAGAUGGGACCUGCUGGUACUUCUCAGAUAGACCUUUUUCGAGAGCUACAGAUGUUCUCAGAUGCACCAGGGGAGACCUUCUCUCGUCCUGUCGCCAAAGAGGGUAGGACAACUAUGAUGCCAGAUCAUUGGUGGAACUUUUUUGGCCCAGAGACACCAAAUAUUCAGAAGUUGGCCAUUCGCAUCUUGAGCCAACCAUGCAGUGCAUCAGGUUGUGAGCGCAAUUGGAGUAUGUUUGAGCACAUACACUCCAAGAGGCGCAAUAGAUUAUCUGUGGAGAAGAUGAAUGAUCUCGUCUUUGUUCACUACAACCUCCGCCUGAGAAUGAGAAAGAAUGCAAUAGUUGACAUGUCUCCUAUCAUUCUAGAUGAGGUUGAUCUUGAAGCAGAGUGGGCCAAUGAGAAUCAGACAGCUCCUGGGACUCCUACAACUGUAUUUAGUGAUGAUGACAUUGAUUGGAUCAACCAGGUAGAUAUAGAGGCUGAGGCUGUAGCCAUGGCAGAGAAGGAGCAGAGAGCACGAGCAGAGACAGGAAAUACUGAGACUCAGAGUGACACAGCUGUUCCUGAUGUUGGUGAGCAUGACACAGCUGUUCCUGAUGUUGGUGAGCAUGGCAUGGUGUCAUGAGGAGCGACUAUGGCUGCUGAAUCAUCCAGGACCUACUUUAAACGCUUUCGCAGGGGGCCAGGACGAGAGGGUGCACGGCCCUCUGAGCCAUAGGCUUGUACACUUGUUGUUGUAUUUAGUAUUUAGUAUUUACCUUUGGUAUUUGUAUGAAAUAUUUGAUGAUGAUCAUAUGAUGAC